AUGGGAGUUAAUAUACCAUUAACUGCCCAUAAAGAUAAUUAUAAUGAAUUACGGGUUGACGAAUCAAGUUCAAAAUCUGUCAAAGUUGAUGAAUAUUCAAACGCACAGGAAACAUGGGGGAAGAAAGAUCCAGCUACUCCAAAACGAAAUCCUAAGGUUGGUCAAUUUCAACAAUCUCCAUCCGUCCCACUUAGUAAAACAUUUGACAUUAAGAGAAAGAAAGGGACAGGACAUUCUUCGGCGUUUUUUGAAUUCUUCCACAAAGGUGAUAAUAAAAAUAGAGCAAAUGGGAAACGGAAGAAGUCGGACUUAGCCAAAGAAGCUGGAGAGGCGUGGCACAAUUUACCAAAGGAAGAUAAAAAGAGAUUUCAGAACAUGGCAAGGAAUAAUAAAUGUGCUAAUAUUGACGUCGUGAAACGAAAAAAGAAAGCAUAUCCGCACGGUAGUAAAAAGAAUAAGAAUAAACAACCGAACGCCAGAUCUUAUAAUAACAAGAAUAAUAUUAAUUCAUUACCUGACAGCAGCAACGUCACAAGAGGUUUAAAGAAUAAAGGUAACGACUGCUGGCUGAAUAGUCUCAUUCAGUGCAUGAACACAUUAAAUAUCUCGUUAAUUGGCAAUGAGAGUUCUUUAGAUGACCCAGUAACUGUCGCUUUGGAGUCUACUUUAAAGGAAUUGAAUAGUGAUAGUAAAAUUCCUUUUUAUCCGCGUGAGCUUCAUAAUGUUUUCAGGAAGCAAUUUGGAUAUGUAAGAGGACGACAACAUGACAUACAUGAGAGUUACACGAAUUUAUUCUCCGACUGCACGCAACAAGCAACAAGAGAACAUUUUGAAGGAAUGUGUCAGUACACAAAGGUAUGUACGAAAUGCAACAAAAGGGAGAUUCUUAAUCCGGAGACAUUUAAUACACUAUUUGUUUCGUUAGAAUGCGAAGUUGCAGAUCUCGUUCAAAGCAUUGAAGACGAUCUGGUAGACAGUGUAGAUAUGGAUUGUGACAACUGUGCAACCGAGACACCUCACGUUCGAAUUGGAUUUCUCAUUUCUAUGCCAAAGACAUUGACAAUAGUAUUCAAGAGAUUUGUCAAUAAUGGGAACGUGGGAGUGAAAAGUGAUGUUAAUGUGUUGUUACCUUCACAUCUUGUUAUUUCAUGUGAAAAUGGUGGUCAUAGAUACAGUCUGUCCUCUUGCGCCCUUCAUUAUGGUGCACACAUACACAAUGGUCAUUAUACAUCUGUUAUUUUCAGAGGGAAUGAAGUAUACGAAAUCAGUGAUACCACCAUUACAAAUAUUUCAGAUUCGUGGGAAUAUCACGUUGCGUCUUCUGUAUACGUCGCGUUCUAUUCUGCAGUUGAGAAGCAAACUGUGGAUCAAUUACAAGAGGUUGAAAGCAAGAUGCCUUGUCCGAAAGAAGAAAAUAUUGUGUGUAUAGAAUUGAGUGACAGCGCUUCAAUACAAUCAGAAGCGAGCGAAUUUGGAGACAAUGUUAUCGACUUGCCUAAUCAAGAUAUUGAAAAUGUGCAAAAACAAUUUUUCUAUCUAUGUGAUAUGUCAGUUCGAAACAAGCGUAUAUGCACCCAAGACAAGCAUGGAUAUGAACUAUACGGAAAAGAUUUCAAAAGUCUCGAACCAUGGGUUGCAAAGAAAUCUAACGAGUCUUACACAUUGGAAGACCCAGGCUGGCUAAAUGACAGAAUAAUCGAUGCAUACUUGUCUUUGUUAGUGAAACAAUGUAACAGCAUAGGAAUUCAAUGUUUUGCAUUUGCCACACAGUUUAUUACCAAACUGCGCUCCGUUUCCAAACCAGGUAAAGAGGAUGAAUUUAAUAAAAUGAUGUCAAGGCAUUAUCGUUCUGUAUACUUUGAUUUAUUUGAUGUAAUGAUCAUACCAAUUAACGUAGGGAAUGGACGACACUGGUGUGUGAUUGUAAUUGAUCCUCGAAAACAACUUAUAUUUUUCUACGAUCCUUUACGACGUGGUGUGCAGAGAGUAACUUUAAUUGAGAUGAUCAAGGAAUAUUUUAGAAAAUUAUAUGUUUCCCGAUCAUACAAUGUAGAAAUUAACAGUAAAAGAUUCGUCACAGAAUUUGAAAUUUAUUGGGAGGACAGAUUUCCAAUACAAGAAGACUUUAUCUGUUGUGGUGUUUACAUUUUAUCAUACGCCCGAUACAGACUAGAUUUAUUCAAUGGAAUGCCGUACAGCGAAACAAUUAAUUCGUCACGACCGAUGAUCGCAUAUGAACUGGUACAAGGAAAUUUGAUUAAUUCUUCUACGCCUAUAAUCAAUAAUAGAAUGUGUAUUGUACCAACAACAUAUCUACAAGUUUUCGGUGGGAUGGUUACAAUUCGGUGUUCAUUUACCGGAGAAAAGCCUGUGAAAUUUGAAUGGAUUUUUAAAAACAUGUUAAGGUCUUAUGAACAAACAUACAGUUUUCUCUUAAAAGAGGAUAAUGUUGGCAUAUACUGUUGUCGUGUAACAUAUGCAGACGGUGAAGUCCUGAAAUCGUGUAAUUGCGAGGUAAAAUCUAAAUAA
Paramuricea clavata is the source of this 2529-nucleotide messenger RNA. NCBI's taxonomy places the organism in Eukaryota, Metazoa, Cnidaria, Anthozoa, Malacalcyonacea, Plexauridae. The record is from the annotation of a GenBank genome assembly.